CUUAAGUGGAUUUUGGCCCCAGGCACUUCGGAACCCCCUUCAAUAGCAUCACUCAGGGCGGAGAUGAUUGAUGCAGGAUGCAUUUUCAGGAUGCCGAUGGACGACCUUUGAAGAAGCGACGGUUUUUCGCCGACGAUGAGGAGAUUUCGCUUCCUCACUCAGCCAGCGAUGGUCUCACUGCUACGAUUCCUGAACUACCGGCUUCGACCCUGUUGAGGUACUCCAAUGAGGAGUCCCUUGCUCAGGAGACCCAAGAUGCUACCUUGGCCUCGUCGCACUCACCUGUGGACUUACCGAAGCCCAGCACAGUCUCUCAUGAGGAGGCUUCUCCCACGACGCACGACUUGCCACCGUCCCAUUUGAGCAAAGAAACGUCGGAGCAACAGAAAACCGACGACGGAUUUGAUACGGCCACCUUCCUUGCCAUAGUCGGACAGGACGUCCCUGAACAUACCCUUGCCAGAAUACGCAAAGCGGCCGGUGGUGAUCUCGAACGCGCCGUAAACAUCUUCUUCGACGGGUCCUGGAAAAGCCCGCCGAAUGCCACCCUGAGCCAGACCACACUCCUGCCCCGCGAGCGAACCCUUCCCGCGCAACCAUCCCCUCCCACGAUCCGUACACCACAAAUCACCUCGAACGGGAUACCCGUCACAGAUCAAGCCAGUCCACGAGUGGCGUCACAACCGCACCUGAGAUACAUCGGGGCCUUCGGCGUCGGGGCGUGGGCUACAAGGAGUGGUGUGGGUCUCGUCAAGCAUGGAGAGCAUGUCAAUAUCGAGCGCGCGCGGUCCCAACCCGUUGCGAAACGGGGUCGCGCGGGCAAAAUGAUCAGCAACCAGAAGGGCGAUGUCCUCACGCGGUUCACGACGAAAUCCGGCCAGGAGAUCGGGCGUCUCCCUCGGGAAACGGCCGAAUGGGUAUCGACUCUGAUCGACCAAAAGGUUUGCAAGCUCGAGGGGGUCUGCGUCUUCGCGCCGGACAGGAUCCGUGUGAACGACACGAUUUAUCUGCAGCUGUGGUGCUAUCUGCGCAUCGAGGCGUUUCAACCUCAGAUUCUCGAUGACGCCACUGACGACAACAGGUCGACUACGAUCUUCGAGGAGAAGGAAAGCGUCGAAGAGAAGAAAUUGCGGCUCCGUCAGGUGGCGCUGGUGAAGCUCUUCGAUGAGAUCGGUCUCCAACCGACUUCCGUCAACGAUAUGACCAGGAAGCAUAAAAAGGAGGGAUUGCUGCGUGCGGCAGAGAUGGCCGAUCAGUAUGACCGGGUCAAGAAAGAGAACCAGUCGAACAACGACUCGUCGGAAGAGGAAGAAACCCCGGAGCUGGAAGAGGACCAGCUUGACACGCUGUACAAGAAGGCUCAGUCGUUCGACUUCAGCAUGCCAGAAGCGCAUCCUCCGUCCACAUUUACGAUGGAUCUGCGGAAGUAUCAGCGACAAGCACUGUACUGGAUGCUGGCGAAGGAAAAGAACAAGGAGUCCGCCAGGGAACAGUCUCUGCAUCCUCUGUGGGAACAAUAUUCUUGGCCCACGAAAGAUGUCGAUGACAAGGAGUUGCCGGCUGUGGAUGGAGUAGACCAUUUCUACGUCAAUCCGUACUCUGGGAUGCUGACCCUCGAAUUCCCAAAGCAGGAGCAACAUUGUCUGGGCGGUAUCCUGGCUGAUGAGAUGGGUCUGGGUAAGACCAUCGAGAUGCUCAGUCUGGUCCAUGCUCAUAGAAACGAGCCACAAAGUUCCGGUGGCUUGGUGAGGCUUCCACAGGCCUCUGCUGGCAGGGUUUCUGCUCCCUAUACAACCCUGGUCAUUGCACCGACAUCACUGCUUGCGCAGUGGGAGAGCGAAUCACUGAAAGCCUCUCAACCCGGGUCGAUGAAGGUCUUGAUGUACUAUGGGACGGAGAAGAAUGUCAACCUCAGAGAGUUGUGUGCUGCAGGCAAUGCCGCUGCGCCCAACGUGAUCAUCACGAGUUACGGAGUCGUGCUCGCAGAGCACCGUCACCAUACGUCCACCGUCCUGUCUCAAAUGGGCUCGGGUGGCUUGUUCUCUCUGGACUUCUUUCGGAUCAUCAUCGACGAAGCUCAUAUGAUCAAGAACCGUCAGUCCAAAUCCGCAAAGGCGUGCUACGACCUGAGCGCAACACAUCGGUGGGUCCUCACCGGCACACCGAUCGUCAACCGUUUGGAGGAUCUAUUCAGUCUGGUGCGGUUCCUGAAGGUCGAGCCAUGGAACAACUUCUCCUUCUGGAAAACAUUCAUCACCGUGCCAUUCGAGUCGAAAGACUACGUGCGCGCUCUGAAUGUUGUACAGACAGUGCUUGAGCCGCUGGUCCUCCGUCGGACCAAGACCAUGAAGACACCUGACGGCGAGCCCCUGGUACCGCUGCCACGGAGAACAAUUCAGAUCGAAGAGGUCGAGCUUCCGGAGCAAGAGCGUGAGAUCUACGACCUAAUUUACACCCGGGCUAAGCAGACCUUCAACAGCAAUGUUGAAGCCGGUACCUUACUGAAGUCGUACUCGACAAUCUUCGCACAGAUCCUUCGUCUCCGUCAGACGUGUUGUCAUCCCAUCCUCACGCGCAACAAGGCGAUCGUGGCCGACGAGGAAGACGCCGCCGCCGCCGCCGAUGGAGCUAGUGAUCUCAAGGACGACAUGGACCUGCAGGAGCUGAUCGACCGCUUCAAAGCCACCACCGAAGCAGCAGGCACCGAGCAGGCCCACGACUCUCAAGCCAAAUUCACCUCGCACGCACUGCGACAGAUCCAGACCGAGUCCAGCGGGGAGUGUCCGAUCUGCUCCGAAGAGCCCAUGAUUGACCCCGCCGUGACGGCGUGCUGGCACAGUGCAUGCAAAAAAUGUCUCGAAGACUACAUCCGCCACCAGACGGACAAAGGGAUGCCACCGCGGUGCUUCUCCUGCCGCGCACCGGUCACCUCCAAGGACAUCUUCGAGGUGAUCCGCCACCAAUCGCAGUCGCAGUCCCCGGUAUCCACCACGCCCACGACCGAAGAAACCGAUCUCUACAACAGCACGCCGCCGCUCAGCUCGCAAGCACCGCCGCGCAUCUCCCUGCGGCGCAUCAACCCUCUUUCCCCCUCCGCACACACCUCGGCCAAGAUCCACGCCCUCCUCACCCACAUCACCCGCCUCCCCGCCACCAACAAAGCCGUCGUCUUCUCGCAGUUCACCAGCUUCCUGGAUCUCAUCUCCCCGCAAUUGACGCGGGCCGGGAUCUCGCACGUCCGGCUGGACGGCACGAUGCCGCAGAAAGCCCGCGCCGAGACCCUGGCGCAGUUCAACCAGACGGAAACCUUCCUGUCUGAGGAAGACGACGUCGCCGACGUCGUCGACAAGGAGGAGGAGGGGACACGCAGCGCCAAACCAAGGCGAAAGCCCAACGCCCCGAACUCCGCAUCCACGGCAACCCCCCGCGUCCUCCUGAUCAGUCUCCGCGCCGGCGGCGUGGGCCUCAACCUCACCGUCGCCAACCACGUGUUCAUGAUGGACCCCUGGUGGAGCUUCGCGAUCGAGGCCCAGGCGAUCGACCGCGUGCACCGCAUGGGCCAGCUGCGCGAUGUCUCCGUCACGCGGUUCGUGGUCAAGGACUCGAUCGAGGGCCGGAUGCUGCGGGUGCAGGAGCGCAAGAUGAACAUCGCCGGGUCGCUGGGGCUGCGGGUCGGCGGGGACGGGUCCGAGGAUGAGAAGAAGAAGGAGCGGAUCGAGGAGUUGCGGUUGUUAUUCGAGUAGCCUGGGCGUGAAGUGUCUGGGCACGUCAGUGCCUUAGGUGCUGGUUCCUCGGUACAGCUGCUAGUGAUUGGGGGGAGAUGGCGUAGAGAAGGGUUUGGGGACUGUACAUGAUACCAUUGCAUUUCGGGCUUGUUGGAUAGGAUACGAUAGGAUAGGAGCUGUAGAUUAAUGCCACUGAUCC
This is a messenger RNA of Aspergillus japonicus CBS 114.51, 3924 nucleotides long. Its product is annotated as DEAD/DEAH box helicase. The record is from RefSeq and is a predicted model, not a curated record. Bases 78 to 3743 code for a protein of 1221 amino acids. NCBI's taxonomy places the organism in Eukaryota, Fungi, Ascomycota, Eurotiomycetes, Eurotiales, Aspergillaceae. Gene Ontology annotation, molecular function: ATP binding; ATP-dependent chromatin remodeler activity; hydrolase activity, acting on acid anhydrides, in phosphorus-containing anhydrides. The transcript has a single exon.